This is a messenger RNA of Symbiodinium necroappetens, 690 nucleotides long. Lineage: Eukaryota; Dinophyceae; Suessiales; Symbiodiniaceae. The record is from the annotation of a GenBank genome assembly.
AUGGACGGGAAGCUCAUCACCGAUGUCUUCAGAAGAUUUGACAAGAACCGUGAUGGCAUCAUUUCCGCAGAGGAGCUCUUGUCCGUACUGUCCAGGAUAACCUUGGAGAAACAGGACAUGUCCAAGCUCUUGAAGCACAUUGACACAAAUGGUGAUGGGCAGAUUCAGUACGAAGAGUUCGUGAACUGGAUCCUAAGGGCGGGGUCGGGAGAUGGUCAAGACCAGGAACGAUCCAACGUCCUCGAGGCCCAUGCCCAUGCGGCCCACCACAAGGUGCAGCGCGUGCGCGACAGUCAGACAGGGGCCCGGCGUGCCGAGGUUUUCGUGAACCAGCUCACGUCAGAGAAGGGCAGGGCCAGCUUAGCAGAGCUCGCAGAGAGGCCACCGAAAGGUGCUCUUGCAGUCUGCGCAGCGGCCUAUAACCUACUCUACAAGAGCUCCAAGAAGGUUGACUGGAGAACCGCGAAGUCCAUGCUGGCAGACUUGGAUCAGUUCCAGGAGAGACUCCUGGCUUUUGAGCCUGCUGCUAUCCCCGACUACGUGGUCCAGUCCUACCAGCAAACGCUGGAGCUCCCCUAUUUCGAUUUCAACCGCAUGGUGGAGACAAACUAUGCUUGUGCAUGUUUGGCAUCCUGGGUGCUUGCGAGCACUAGCAGCGUGAAAGAGUCCCGGCAGCUGGCCCCUUGGGAG